Molecule: messenger RNA, 342 nt
Organism: Dimorphilus gyrociliatus
Lineage: Eukaryota; Metazoa; Annelida; Polychaeta; Dinophilidae
Source: the annotation of a GenBank genome assembly
UUCACUCUGUUCUUUGAAGCCAUGGUGAAUAUUCCAAAAUCAAGAAACACCUUUUGCAAAGGUCGUAAAUGCCGAAAGCAUACUCUGCAUAAAGUGACUCAGUAUAAGAAGGGAAAAGCUAAUGGUUUAGCUUUAGGUGAUAGAAGAUAUCACAUAAAACAAGAAGGUUAUGGAGGACAAACUAGACCAAUCUUCCAUAAAAAGGCAAAAACGACUAAAAAGAUUGUCUUGAAAAUGGAGUGUACAGUUUGUCAUAGAAAGAAACAAUUGGCAAUUAAAAGAUGCAAACAUUUCGAACUUGGAGGAGAAAAGAAGUCAAAGGGUCAAAUGCUUCAGUUUUAA